Molecule: messenger RNA, 1152 nt
Organism: Choloepus didactylus (southern two-toed sloth)
Lineage: Eukaryota; Metazoa; Chordata; Mammalia; Pilosa; Megalonychidae
Product: rho-related GTP-binding protein RhoQ-like
Biological process (GO): cortical actin cytoskeleton organization; small GTPase-mediated signal transduction
Molecular function (GO): GTPase activity; GTP binding
Source: RefSeq, a predicted model, not a curated record
AUGGCUCACGGGCUCGGUGCGCUGAUGCUCAAGUGCGUGGUGGUCGGCGACGGGGCAUUGGGCAAGACGUGCCUACUCAUGAGCUAUGCCAACGACGCCUUCCCGGAGGAGUACGUGCCCACCAUCUUCGACCACUAUGCAGUUAGCGUCACUGUGGGGUGCAAGCAGUACCUCCUGGGACUUUAUGACACGGCCGGACAGGAAGACUAUGACCGCCUGAGGCCUUUAUCCUAUCCCAUGACUGAUGUCUUUCUUAUAUGCUUCUCUGUGGUAAAUCCAGCCUCAUUUCAAAAUGUGAAAGAGGAGUGGGUACCGGAACUUAAGGAAUAUGCACCAAAUGUACCCUUUUUAUUAAUAGGAACUCAGAUUGAUCUCCGAGAUGACCCCAGAAUUUUAGCAAGACUGAAUGACAUGAAAGAAAAACCUAUAUGUGUGGAACAAGGACAGAAACUAGCAAGAGGAGCAUGCUGCUAUGUGGAAUGUUCAGCUUUAACCCAGAAGGGAUUGAAGACUGUUUUUGAUGAGGCUAUCAUAGCCAUUUUAACUCCAAAGAAACACACAGUAAAAAAAAGAAUAGGAUCAAGAUGUAUAAAUUGUUGUUUGAUUACGUGAGAAACAUCUUUAGUGGCCAAGGGAACUGUCUUAUUUCUCUCAGAAAGCAUACGAAUGCUACAAUUAUUCUCAGACCUCUUCUAGAUACUGAAGCAGUUUAAAACUUCAGGGGAAGAAACUCAAAAAACUGCCCUCAGAAUUCUAUACAGUUAAGAAUGUUUCUUAAAGGUCUAAGAAGCAGCAAACAGCAUCUGAAGCCACAAUCUAUUAUAAAUACUUUAUUUCAACUAGAAGGUACAAUCUCUCAGGGAUUUCAUAGUUUAAAAAGCUACAAUCACAUCAUGUAACUCAUUUGAAAAAAAAAAGUGCUGUAAAUGGAACUGCUUGGCUUUGACCAUAAAUAUUUCUGCACAGUCUUUAUGGAAUCUGCACAAAGAAGUAUCUUCUCCCUUUGCUCCAACUAAUUGUUCUUAUAUGUAAGUCACUUUCUAUUCCAGUAUAUCCAGAGUGGUGAAGUAACAAGGCCAGCCACAUAGCCAAAGGUUGCUCCAAGCGUACAGGAGAUGGGCCAUACCUGAGGACGGAAUGUAUGAGAUCAAA